AUGUCAGCUACAACUAAUUCAAAUAACAAUGUAAAGAUAACAGGAAUUAAGUUCACAGAGAUUAAUUUUAACUAUGAGGAAUUACAGCAAAAACUCAAAUCGUUUGAAGAUAUAAAGAUUUACGCAGAUAAUGUGAAAAAAAAUUUGACAAUAAAAAAACAACAAUGGCAAAAUAAUAUUGCUUCAGAAAAAAGUAGCAUAACGCGUCAUAAUGAAGAAAUCAAAUCGUUUGAGAAAAAACAAAAGAGUUUAAUUGCAACUUUAGACAGGGAAAAAAAAGAAAUUCAAAAAUUGCAAUCAGAAGUCUCAAAUCUAAAAAAUGAUGAAAAUGUGAUGAACGAACGUAAAAAUUUUUUGGUGAUGCAAAUAGAUACCAUGAAAAAAGAAAUUCAAAAACAACGCGAUUCCAUGGUAGCGAAGCAAAUGUCACUAGAAACACAACUCUCAAAAAAUGAACCGGAAUUAAAACAGUUUACCGAUAAACUAGCUUUUACAAUGGAAGGAGACGUGAUUAUUUUCACAUUCACUUGUAUCUAUGAGAAUGAUUCGUCGCAACCGUGUUCAUUCACUCUUGAAGUUGGAAAUCCGAUUUACAAAGUGCUUGAAUGUAAUCCUGCGAUAGAUCAAGUAGAAGAGUUGGUUUCGGAGUUAAAUAAUUCAC
Scutellospora calospora is the source of this 661-nucleotide messenger RNA. NCBI's taxonomy places the organism in Eukaryota, Fungi, Glomeromycota, Glomeromycetes, Diversisporales, Gigasporaceae. The record is from the annotation of a GenBank genome assembly.